AAAAAAUACACUUUUUUGCAAAGCUAAAACUGUAGUUCAUCAUCGUCUGCCAAAAAGUAGCUUUGCAGCAGCAGCAGCAGCAGCAGCAGCCGCCUCUUCCCACCAACCUCUUCGCAGAUUCGCUCAUCUUGAGAUCGUUGAGCGCCUCUUCUUCGAUUUGUUAGGUUGUGAAAGUAUGAGUCUUGUGAAGGGGAUCCACUACUUGCGCAAGCUCAACGCCGCCAAUGUCCCCUCCGCGCUCAUCGAGAAAGGCCAGAGCCGCGUCAUCGAUGCUUCUCUUACUCUCAUUCGCGAGCGGGCCAAGCUAAAGGGAGAACUUCUACGUGCCUUGGGUGGUGUUAAAGCUUCAGCUUCCCUUCUUGGAGUUCCUUUAGGGCAUAACUCAUCCUUCCUGCAAGGACCUGCCUUUGCUCCUCCUCGGAUUAGGGAGGCUAUCUGGUGUGGCAGCACUAAUUCUAGUACUGAAGAAGGCAAAGAAUUGAAUGAUCCUCGAGUGUUAACUGAUGUUGGUGAUGUUCCUAUCCAGGAAAUCCGUGACUGCGGUGUAGAUGAUGACAGGUUGAUGAAUAUUAUCAGUGAAUCUGUUAAGCUAGUAAUGGAAGAGCAUCCACUUCGCCCAUUGGUCUUAGGGGGCGAUCACUCGAUCUCAUUCCCUGUUGUUAGAGCUGUAUCAGAAAAGCUUGGUGGUCCUGUGGACAUUCUUCACCUGGAUGCUCAUCCAGAUAUCUAUGAUUGCUUUGAAGGAAAUAAAUACUCACAUGCUUCUUCAUUUGCGCGUAUAAUGGAGGGUGGAUAUGCUAGGAGACUUCUACAAGUUGGUAUCAGAUCCAUCACAAAAGAAGGACGGGAACAAGGGAAAAGGUUUGGUGUUGAGCAGUACGAAAUGCGUACUUUCUCAAGAGAUCGUCAAAUUUUGGAAAAUCUGAAACUAGGGGAAGGCGUGAAAGGUGUUUACAUCUCCAUAGACGUGGACUGUCUUGAUCCUGCAUUUGCUCCUGGUGUUUCCCACAUUGAGCCAGGUGGUCUUUCUUUCCGUGAUGUCCUCAACAUCCUCCACAAUCUACAAGCUGAUGUUGUUGCUGCCGAUGUAGUGGAGUUCAAUCCACAAAGAGAUACUGUAGACGGGAUGACCGCCAUGGUUGCUGCAAAGCUAGUCAGAGAGCUCACAGCAAAGAUAUCCAAAUAAAAGAAUCUGAUCACACUACGAACUGCAGAAAAUCUUCAAGACUUUGAAUGCACUACAUGCCUUCUCAAGUCAAUUGAGUCAAUUAAUGUGACACUUCAGCUUAUAAUUGAGAUAUAGCAAACAUGCUACCCUUUUUAACAUGAGAAUUUUCUUCAUGUUAUUUAGACAUACAAAUACAUUCAUAUUUUGCCGAUUCUGUGCUCAAGGAAAUAAGUUUUUUUAAA
Dioscorea cayenensis subsp. rotundata (Guinea yam) is the source of this 1410-nucleotide messenger RNA. Its product is annotated as arginase 1, mitochondrial. The transcript has 6 exons. Gene Ontology annotation, molecular function: metal ion binding; agmatinase activity. The record is from RefSeq and is a predicted model, not a curated record. Bases 176 to 1186 code for a protein of 336 amino acids. Lineage: Eukaryota; Viridiplantae; Streptophyta; Magnoliopsida; Dioscoreales; Dioscoreaceae.